GAAAUUGGAACCUAAUAAAGAAGGGCGGAUGCUUGGGCUAAGGGGCAGAAAUUGACGAAGAACUGCCGACAGAAAUGAACCACUCGGAGCCAUCGAUGAGCACCAAACGGUUUUCUUCUCUCUCUUCUUCUUCUUCUUCUUCUUCUCAUGAGCAGAAAUUGACGAAGAACUGCUGACAGAAAUGAACCACUCGGAGCCAUCGAUGAACACCAAACGAUUUUCUUCUCUCUCUUCUUCUUCUCAUCAGCCUCAGCCCAAAGCUCCAACCUUGCAAUCUCUCCUAAAAAGUGGUUUCAGUCCAACCCUCAAGCACUUCAAUCACUUCCUCCACUUUCUUUCCCGAACGCGCAAAUUCGAAGCGAUCAUCUGCUUCUUCUCUCAAAUGAACUCAAACCACAUCAAAGGUAACGCUUCCACUCACACAUUCUUUUUUUGGGCUCUCCUCCAUGAGCACAGAUAUGAAGAAGCCCAUCAGUUCAUCAAGACCCAGAUGGAGAAUCCUUCUUCGCUACCGCGGCGUAAUCGCAUUUGGGACGCCCUAAUUCGGGGGCUUUGCGUCAACCGCAACGAACCAGAAAAGGCGCUUUCCAUCAUGCGGGAUUGCUUUAGAAUUGAGGGUGUUUUGCCUUCUUCUUUUACUUUUUGUUCCCUGAUUCAUAGUUUUUGCUCCCAAGGCAUGAUGGACAAAGCAAUUGAAGUGUUGGAGAUGAUGACCGACGAGAAAAUCAAUUAUCCGUUUGAUAAUUUCGUCUGCAGUGCAGUAAUUUCUGGGUUUUGUAGGAUUGGGAAGCCUGAGCUUGCGGUUGGGUUUUAUGAGAGCGCUGAAAGUUCAGGUGGUUUACGGCCUAAUGUUGUGACGUAUACGGCUCUUGUGGCUGCUUAUUGUAGAUUGGGUAGAUUCGAAGAGGUCUGCAAUUUGAUUGCUAGGAUAGAAAAGGAAGGAUUAGCUGUUGAUGUGGUAUUUUAUAGUAGUUGGAUGCAUGAAUAUUUUAGGGAAGGGGUUAGUUGGGAGGCAUUAAGAAAGCAUAGAGAGAUGUUGGAGAAGAAAAUAAACCCGGAUACAAUUAGCUAUUGUAUACUUGUAGAUGGGUUCUCGAAGGAUGGAAAUGUGGAAAAGGCAGUAGGCUUUUUAAACAGCAUGAGGAAGGAUGGAGUGGAGCCCAAUUUAGUUACGUACACUGCUAUUAUGUUGGGGUUUUGCAAGAAAGGAAAACUGGAGGAGGCCUUUGCUGUACUCAAGAUGGUUGAGGACCUAGAGAUUGAAGUUGACGAAUUUACAUAUGCCAUUUUAAUUGAUGGGAUCUGCAGGAGAGGUGAUCUUGAUCGUGCUUUUGAUCUGCUUAAUGACAUGGAGAAGAAGGGAACUUAUCCUAGUGUUCUUACAUACAACACUGUGAUAAAUGGGCUGUGCAAAGCUGGGAGAACAUCUGAAGCAGAUGAAAUCUCCAAAGGCAUAGUUGGAGAUGUUGUCACUUAUAGUACAUUGAUACAGGGAUACGUUGAAGAAGAGAAUGUCAUGGGAGUGUUGGAAAUGAAAAGGAGAUUGGAUGAAGCUGGAGUUCGUAUGGAUCUUGUUAUGUGUAAUAUUCUUAUUAAAGCACUAUUCUUGGUGGGAUCAUUUCAGGAUGCUCUUGCAAUUUACAAGGGGAUGCCAGAAAUGGACUUGGCUGCAGAUUCCAUUACUUAUUGUACAUUAAUUGAUGGAUACUGCAAGGUUGGUAUGAUAGAUGAGGCUCUUGAGAUAUUUGAUGAAUUUAGGGCAACAUCAAUUUCUUCAGUUUCAUGUUACAACUGUAUUAUUCAUGGGCUCUGCAGAAAGGGCAUGGCAAGUGUGGCUACAGAAGUAUUUGUAGAACUCCAUGACAGAGGUUUUGUUUCAGAUGUAGGUACUAGAAUGAUGUUAAUCAAGGCAGUUUUUGCUGAGAGAAGUGAAGGGGUACUAAAUUUAGUAUACAAAAUUGAGGAUAUGAAGAGUGAAAUAUUUGGUACUUUAUGUAAUGAUGCAAUUUGUUUCCUAUGCAAGAAAGGGUCUUUUAGGUCUGCCUGCAUUGUGUUUUUGUUAAUGGAGAGUAAAGGAUCAGUUGUUAAAAAUAAGUCUUAUUAUGCAAUCAUGAAGGCGCUUACUGGUGAACACAACAAGUGUUUCACUCAGCCUCUUUUGAAUUCCUUGUUGAAAAGGUAUGGAAUUCUUGAACCAAGAGUAAGCAAGAUACUAGUGCAUUACUUAAGUGCGACGAAUGUGAACAAUGCCCUUAGGUUUCUCAAUGCGAUGAAAGAGAUCAAGUUCACUGUUUUCAUCCCUGUUACCGUUCUUAGAACACUUACAAGUGAUGGUAGAGCUUUGGAUGCUUAUAAACUUAUCACUGGAGCAGAAUACUCUCUUCCUGUUAUGGAUGUGGUUGAUUAUUCAAUGGUGGUUGACGGCCUUUGCAAGGCAGGACAUAUGGGUAAGGCGUUAGAUCUCUGUAUUUUUGCUAAAAGGAAGGGAAUUAUGCUUAGCAUCAUUACUUAUAAUUCAGUUAUUAAUGGUUUGUGCCAGCAAGGAUGUUUUAUUGACGCAUUUAGGCUAUUUGAUUCAUUAGAGAAAAUUGAUAUGGUUCCUUCAGAGAUUACAUAUGCUACAUUAAUUGACACUCUAUGCAAGGAAGGGUAUCUGCUAGAUGCCCGGAAAUUAUUUGAGAGAAUGGUAGUUAAGGGUUUUGAGCCAAAUACACAUGUUUACAACUCAUUGAUUGACGGAUAUUGCAAGGUAGGUCAAAUGCAGGAAGCCUUGAAGCUUCUGCUUGACCUCAAGACAAGGUGCCUUGAGCCUGAUGAAUUUACAGUUAGCUCUGUCAUCAAUGGCUAUUGCCAGAAGGGUGACAUGGAAGGAGCUCUUGAAUUCUUCUUUGAGUUCAAAAGGAAAGGUUGUUUUCCUGAUUUCUUGGGUUUCUUGUUUUUGAUAAGAGGCUUAUUUGCUAAGGGAAGGAUGGAAGAGUGCCGUGAUAUCCUAAGACAAAUGGUUCAGACACAAUCUAUUGUGGAUCUGCUUAAACGAGCUGAAACUGAUGUUGGAGCAGAGUCUAUAGGAAGUUUUCUUGUCUCUCUGUGUGAUCAAGGAAAUAUCCAAGAAGCCAUCAUGAUCCUUAAUGAAGUUGGAUCGAUGUUCUUCUCUGUUGCAAGGAGGCAUGAUGUUUAUGUUGGGCCUGAAAAACUAAAGGAGCUUUUUGAUGGGGGAGCUCCUGGUACAGUUGAAUGUAAGUCUUUAAUGUCCACCAACGGAAAUGAUGAGGAAUUUGAACUAAGCAAUGUGCAGCCACUAGGGAAAAUAGUGAAAGCUGAUGGUAGCACUGAUAGAAGUUAUUUUUUGCCUGAUUUUGAUUUUUACUAUGCCCUACUUGCUUCACUCUGUUCAAGAGGGGAGUUGGGGAAGGCUAAUAAAUUGGCAAGAAAGCUCUGCAAUUCAGAGAGAGCUUGUUGAUGAGCCUACAAUACGAUGGCCUCAAUAGAUACAUUUGCUGCUCCUUUUCAUGGACCAUCCAAGUACCACCUUCAGGGGCAUGCUCUACAAGUAGUCAAGAAAAUAAAUUCUAAUUGGUCAUCAAGUAGUUCGUGGUCAAUCCUCUGGAAAUACGGGCUGCUUCGCAUCAAGGUCAUAGCCUAGUUAUUAAAUCCAUAACAAACUAGACACUUCCUAGUACACCAAACCGAGCCUUUUGUUUUGCCUAGGAUUCUGCCCGGUAUAGGCUGUAAGUAUAGCCAAAUACUGUCGUGCCAGCAAUGUGCCCUCGCUCAUUCUCUUAACUCCUAUUCCCCGUCAGUCUCUUGCACCCACUCCCCAACUCUCUCGCAGUCUCACUCACCUCUGCCUAUCCCCUCCUAGUAAGUUUAUAUAUACAUACAUAUACAUAUAUAUAUCAUCACCAAAUAUCUGUGCAAAGAACCGGGCCACAUCCUCUAUCUGUUCAGAGAUCAGGCCUAUCUUUUUCUUCUUUUUACUCCUAGCGUGAUUUGCUUCUGUACAGAGAGGCCUCCUCAGCGCUAUAUAUACGGUACGUUUUUUCAUUGAGAAUCAUUUGUUAAUUUGGAGAUAUUGUUAUAUUUUUAUGUUAUGUUCAUUUUUUUGUUUGUUUACACGACAUGCCCUUGACAAUAAUGGUGGUUUUUACGCUGUCAUUUCUUAUGGAAAAAAAAAAAUAUCAUGUUUCUACUUAUAUUGUAUUUAUUUGUAUUACCAAUAUAUCCAAAAUGGCGGUUUCACUAGUACCAUAAGGUAGCAAUGAAAAUUUUGGUUUAUUGUCUGUCUUGGUAUGCCACUCGCAGCUGCUGAAAUGUUGCAGCGUGGACCAAUCAAAGCUUUCCACUUCUGCACCAAGCAGCUCAUACACCUCUUUCAACAAUAACCAACCAAUCUUUAAAUCCCGGAUAGCUAGAUGUCGCUCCAGCGUCAGUCGAUACGCCCACACCCCUAUCAGACGGAUCUUCGUAAUGCCACCGGGUUGAUGUCAACAAGUUUAUCCCACACUUAUGCCUACUGGGUUUAGAUCAAAUAGGUUACUAAGCACUUGUAAUGGCGUCAAUAACCAACUGGUUAUGCAUUUACAGAGCGUUCACAAGCCAAACGAGAUACCAAAUUAGUGGGUAACAUUUGACUCAAUGGAGGCACCAAAUCCACAGUGACCUGCUUCCACUUCCAGCGUCCAUUUCCAAAAGCGACUGAGAACAGUUCCGAUCUCCCAUCGGUUUCAGUAAAUAAAUUCGCAAACUGCUCCCGACCACUUCGACAAAACACCUCGGUAAAUGGGUGGUUCUGACGAGUAACUACAGGAACUCAGCACCAUGAAACCACAAAAAAAUUCAGAACCUUACCAGCAGCCAACCUAUAUAUAUGAUUUGGCAAAAUUUGUACCAAAACUCGCAUUUUUCAACUUUUACAGAAGGAAAAGGUCACAAUUAAUCGCACUAUAAUAAAGUACCCAAAAUUUUGGUCAAAAACGGCUACAAUUGCAACACAAGGAGCAGAAAAAUGGAACGCUGAAUCACCCAUCCCCAAGGCUAGCAAGAACCUGUCAACCAAUUUUCGGCUAACCCUUGAGCUAAAAAAAGAGCCAGGU
Messenger RNA from Diospyros lotus (date-plum), 5093 nucleotides. RefSeq names its product pentatricopeptide repeat-containing protein At5g57250, mitochondrial. The transcript has 2 exons. Gene Ontology annotation, molecular function: protein binding. NCBI's taxonomy places the organism in Eukaryota, Viridiplantae, Streptophyta, Magnoliopsida, Ericales, Ebenaceae. Bases 182 to 3460 code for a protein of 1092 amino acids. The record is from RefSeq and is a predicted model, not a curated record.